Molecule: messenger RNA, 6730 nt
Organism: Salmo salar (Atlantic salmon)
Lineage: Eukaryota; Metazoa; Chordata; Actinopteri; Salmoniformes; Salmonidae
Source: RefSeq, a predicted model, not a curated record
AUGAUGCUUGGGGCGAGGCGGAAAAUUAAGGAAGAGUCGGACAAUGUGUCCGUUGUGGGCUCGGGGGUACCCGGUCGGGAGGGUCGGGCGGCGACUGCCGUAGAAGAGCUGGAGGGCCACAUGGCGGGAGUUAAAUUGUCAGUCAGCAAGAUGGCAGAACUGGCGGGUUUUCCUUCACACCGCUCGAGAGCAGACGUCACGGCGACGGGGAUAUCGACGUCACCAGGUGCGGAAAUGGCGGGGCCUGCUUAUGUAAACAGAGAUGGCAGCGGCCUAUUGCCAUUAGCCACGGUAGCGGCUAAACUACCAAAGUUCAAUGGACAAGGUAAAUGGGAAGUUUUUUUCACUCAAUUCGAGUUGUUGGCUAGAGCCGGGAGGUGGUCUGACGAGACGAAAGCGUUACAGCUUGCCCUGAGCCUGACAGAGGAGGCGUCGGAAUGCCUGUUAACGCUAGCCCCGGACGAGAGGAGCGACUACGGUGCGCUAGUGGAGGCAUUGGGGGGUCGUUCCGGCAGCGACGCGCAGCCCAACAUGCUGCGGAUUGAACUGAGUAACAAAAAGAGACUUCAGGGGGAAUCAUUAAAGGCGUUGGCAAGUGGUAUUCUGACCCUGACCAGGCGGGCUUAUGCAACUAUGCCGAUUGGGGUGCAAGACGAGCUGGCACGGGACAGUUUUAUUAGAGCGCUCUCUUCCACCGAACUGGGUAAGCAUGUUCAGAUGGCGGACCCACCAUCUCUGCGGGCUGCAGUGGAGAUAGCCAGGAAGAGGGAGCUGAUCUGGGCCUGGCCACAUUCAGCGGGAGUGUGGCAGAUUCCCCCGUCACCAGGGAAACGACGGCGGGUUCUCGCGCAGGGGGCAGCGCGGACCCACCCCCCCGGCCCCAAACCCACUGUAAGCAAAAGAGGUACCCUGCAGCGCAGACAAGAGGGUGGGGACCUGCUCCCCCAGGGUGUAACUGCCACCGUGUUUCCUAAUCCGGUAGUUGUGGUGGGACGUACCACCGUUGGGGACUUCUGCAAUGUCAUCGUCAAGGUAGAGGGGGUGGAAUGUUUGGCCCUGGUCGACACGGGCUCUACAGUAACCCUGGUGAGACCAGACAUACUACCUGUUGGGGUGCGGGUGGAGCCGACCCUUGUCCAGCUACGGACUGUCACAGGGGAGCUAGCCCCCAUGUUAGGGAAGUUUCAGCUAUCUGUGACUGUGGGGGGGAGAACUGUGGGGUGUCUGGCGUGGGUAGCAGCGGUGCAGGACCCCUGUAUACUGGGAAUGGACUUUUUGAAAAACUGUGGGGCUCAGUUGGACUUAGCGUCGGGCACUUUGAGGCUGUCGGGGGGGCCCACAGUGGGAAUGUCGCCUUCGGGAGAGCCAGCAGGGGGCAGGGCUAUCCCUCCGUCUUCCUCCAAGCUUGCAGAAACUCCACCGGUCAUCCCGGCUGCUCCCUUGGUCGUUGUGCCAUUCCAGCAGCUGUCUCCGGCGGCGACGGCCUUCACUCCCCAUCAUGGUGCAAGCACAGGCAGCUCAGUAGCCCAAAACACACUGGCUCCUUCACCCCAUCAGCCCGACGGGGGGAAGGAGGAAGCUAUCGACGCCGUCGAGGCUGUGUGGCUGAAGAACUGUCAGGGUCUGGAUGACAGACAACAGAGACAGUUAAAGCAGCUGCUGUUGGACUUUAAAGAUAGCUUCGCUUGGAGGGAAGAUGAGGUAGGACAAACGCACCUAGUUCAGCACGAAAUAGACACUGGGGACGCCCGACCCAUUAAAAUUCGGCCCCGUCAUAUUCCCCUUGCCAGGAGGGAAGCAGCAGACACAGCUAUUGUUGACAUGUUGCGGGCUGAUUUCAUUGAGCCAUCAGAUAGCCCAUGGUCCGCGCCGGUCGUCAUGGUGCCUAAGAAAGGGGGUAAACUUAGGUUUUGUGUUGACUACAGGGGCCUAAAUUCUGUCACCACUAAAGACUCUUAUCCCCUACCGAGGAUUGAUGAGUCGCUAGACCACGUGAGAGGGUCCUCGUGGUUCUCCUCCCUUGAUCUGCGCAGUGGCUACUGGCAGGUGCCCCUCUCGCCAGGGGCAUGUGAAAAAACGGCCUUCUCCACAGAUAGGGGCCAUUGGCAGUUCAAGGUGCUGUGCUUCGGGCUCUGUAAUGCUCCUGCCACCUUUGAGAGGCUCAUGGACAGAGUGCUGGCGGGGGUUCCGAGAGACGAGUGUGCUGUGUACCUAGACGACAUAUUGGUGCACGGCACAUCGUUCGAGGGGGCACUGGGGGCACUUAAGCGAGUGUUGGAGAGGAUCUCGGGGGCGGGGCUAAAAUUACAUCCGGGAAAGUGCCAUUUCAUGCAAAGGGAGGUGGCGUUCCUGGGGCAUCAGCUGGGUGGUGAGGGCAUCAGCACGAUGCCAGACAAAGUAGAGGCUGUGAGGUGGCCAGUUCCAGGGGGAAAAAAAGAGGUUAAGAGCUUCCUGGGGCUGGCAUCCUACUAUCGUAGGUUUGUGAAGGGGUUUGCGGGGGUAGCGGCUCCGUUGAACCACCUUCUCAAGGAGGACACUGUUUUUCAGUGGACCGAAGAGCACCAGCGGGCGUUUGAGGCUCUCAAACGUGCCCUGAUGGAGGCCCCUGUCCUGGCCUCACCAGACCCGAACCGUCCGUUCAUCCUGGACACCGACGCAAGCAAUGAGGGUUUGGGGGCUGUGCUGGCUCAGCGUGGUCCUGAUGGGGAACACGUAGUAGCUUAUUACAGCAGGACUUUUGAUAAGGCUGAAAAACGCUACUGCGUGACAAGGAGAGAGCUUUUGGCUGUCGUGGCGGCAGUACGCCAUUUCAAGUACUACCUGGGGGGCCUGCCGUUUGUGGUCCGGACGGAUCACUCCGCCCUGCAGUGGCUUCUCUCCUUCAAGGAGCCAGAGGGUCAGAUUGCCCGCUGGCUGGAGGAGCUGCAACCCUACGACUUCCAGGUGGAGCACAGAGCCGGCCUUCGCCACAGCAAUGCAGACGCCUUGUCCCGCCGCCCGUGUGCUGAGGAUGGCUGUGGGUACUGCGCCAAACGAGUGGAGCGAGAGAGAGAACUGUGCAGGGAGGAGGGAGUCACCGCCACGGUGAGUCAGCUGAGUGUGACAGAGUGCCGGGAGCUUGAGGCUGUGGACGUUGGGGAGUGGAGGCGUUGCCAGUAGGAGGACGCAGAGCUGCGUCCUGUGCUGCGGUGGGUGGAAGAGAGAAGACGACCGCCGUGGGGGGAAGUAGCCCCUCUAUCACCAGUCACCAAGGGACUGUGGGCUAAAUUCACAGUCCUUAGAGUGGCUGAGGGAGUGCUCCAGAGGGGGUGGAAAAAGCCAGCGACUGGAGAAAUUACGUGGCAGGUAGUGGUGCCCAAAAGGCUGCAGGGGAGCGUGUUACAGCAGCUUCAUGGGGGAGUUGGCGCAGGGCAUUUUGGGGUCUCCAAAACGUUAAAGCGCAUGCGUAAAGGCUUCUAUUGGGCCAGGCACAGGAGGGAUGUUGAGGACUUUUGUAGGCAGUGCGACGAGUGUGCUGCUAAAAAAGGACCUCCAGGUCAGUCACACGCCCUCCUACAACAAUUCCCAGUAGGGGAGCCUAUGGAGAGACUGGGGGUAGACAUAGUGGGGCCGUUUCCAACCACAGACAGAGGUAACAGGUGGAUUCUAACCGCUAUGGACUACUUCACCAAGUGGCCGGAGGCUUACGCUCUCCCAGACCAGGAGGCAGAGACAGUAGUUGAUGCGUUGGUGGGGGGAAUAAUCAGUCGGUUUGGGGUGCCACAGUCUAUUCACAGCGACCAGGGGAGAAACUUCGAGUCACGGGUGUUCUCAGAGUUGUGUAGACGGUUAGGCGCGGAGAAGACGCGCACUACUCCGCUUCACCCCCAGAGUGAUGGGCUGGUGGAAAGAUUUAACAGAACGUUAGCACAGCAGCUGGCCAUCGUUACCUCAAAACACCAGAGAGAUUGGGACACCCACUUACCGUUUAUUCUUAUGGCAUGUAGGUCGGCUGUUCAAGAAUUGACUGCGUGCUCCCCAGCGCUACUAAUGUUAGGUCGUGAGUUGCGCACCCCAGCCGAACUGACGUUUGGCCACCCUCCUGAUAAUAACGACGGGGUUUUGCCUGGCCCGAACUAUGUGUGUCGUCUGCAGAACCGGUUAGAAGCGGCUCACACCUUCGCAAGAGAGCAACUCGAGAACGCAGGGGUGCACCAAAAGCGCCACUACGACUCGCGCGCUAGGGGGAGGCACUUUGGAGCGGGAGAAUGUGUGUGGCUUCACAACCCCACGCGCAAGAAGGGGCGGUGCCCAAAGCUGGACAGUGCAUGGGUGGGGCCGUGUCUGGUGAUAGAGAGAGUGGGGGAAGUGACGUACUGGGUGGAGGUCCCCCCACGGAGCAGGAAGGUGGUGGUCCACCGGGACCGAUUGGCACCCUACAGAGGGAGGAAAACGGUAGGAAAUGGGAGUUAGGUCUCUGAUGUGAGCCCACGGGAACAGUCUAACGAGGAGACUCUAGCGCAACCUGAGCCUGGGAUGGGGGCUGCUUCUUCGGAGGGCGCUGGAAAUGACAUUGGGGCAGAUGAGUGUUCUGGGGGUUCACCGGUGAGAGCCACGGGGAGGCCCAAGAGACUGAUGCGACCUCCGGGUCGUUUUAAGGAUUUUGUUGUGUAACCCUAGGGGCUAGGGUUUAGAAAGGGGGGGGGCUAUGUAACGACCCGGUAUUGUGUUCUGUGUUUGUGGGUGUGUUAUGGUUCUCAUGGCUACUAGCAGGGGUUAAAUAUGUCAGGACAGAGGGAAAGGUUGGGGGGGUAUGAUGGGUAAUCCCGCGGGAUUUGGAAAUGAUAAAUAGGGAUUACUGUCUCAUCUUCUCUCUCUUUCUGUUCGGGGCCUUGAUCUGUUCCUAUGGGAGUAAACAUUAAUUAGACUUGGUAUAAUUGUGUACAUUCGGCAUUUAGCGGCGUGGGCUGUGGCCUGAACAAUAGCUCAGUUUAGGAAUAAACCUGUGUUCUGACCUGCACACCUAGAGUCCGUCUCUUUUUCCUUUAUGACCCAGCCGGGUCAUUACAAUAUAUAUGUAUAUAUAUAUAUUUCAAAAAAUUCCUCUGGAUGAGAGUGUUUUGGCCAAUGAUUACUGGUAAAUUAAUGCAAUGUCCUCAACUGCUGCUAAGGACUUAUUUUGUUUGAGAUUUGCAUGAUUUGAAUUUUCUAACUUGGAGAUGACUAAAGUCAAACCUAAUAUAUCAAUCCUGUGGACAUUCAUUGCUAAAUGAACAUGUAGGAAACUGAUUUAAUGUACUGGUUAUCUGCGUUGCACCUGCAGAUUCAUGACUUUUCUUGACUUGUUCAGUUAUUGUCACGACUUCCACCGAAGGUGGCUCCUCUCCCUGUUCGGGCGGCGCUCGGCGGUCAUCGUCGCCGGUCUAUUAGCUGCCACCGAUCCUUUUUUCCUUUUCGUUUGGUUAUGUCUGUUUUGAUUGUUCACCUGUGUUUGUUUAGGUUGAUUAUUUUGGGUAUUUAUUCUCGCCCUACCCACUCUGUUUCGUGUGGGGUUGUUGGUGUUUCCAUGUCUGUUUUUGGGUGACGUUAGUUUGUUCAUUUUAUUUUCAUUCAGGUGUUUAUCGCUAGUGUUUUGUCCUAGUGGAUUUAAGGACUUAUUUUGUUCAGUACCUGUAUGUUUUGGAUGAACUUUAUUAAAUACGCUUUUCCAUGUAUUUACUUCUCUCCUGCGCCUGACUUCCACACCCACCACUCGUAGAGAGUAUUGACAGUUAUUACGAGUACACAUGGGUUUUUCCAGAAAAGGUUGAACAACUCUGAGUUCCUGUUUUAGUGCCAACAUUGCUGUCAAUGCUGUGGUCUGCUUUCACGUGACUGGAAACAGGUAUGGCGCAACCUCUCACAUUCACCACUCAGCAAUGAGGCCACUUCUGCAGGACCCUCAGCAGUUUUUGCCAUCAUUGACAGCAGUAUGGUUUUUGAUGUGGAUAUAUAUAUAUAUAUUUUUUUUUUACAAUUUCAUGAUGUUAGCCACAGUCUUCAGAGUGAACAAUGCAUUAUUUCUGAAGUUCCUCCUUUGCUCACCAAAGCCAGAGAAUGUAUAAAGAAGAUGUCGGUGCUCUAUUCUGUUCUGCAUUUGGCAAUGCUUCUGAGUCUCCACUCAGGUUUACAGAACCUAACUACACUGUCAAAUCCAACAGCAGUCAUUGUACACAAAGGAAAUUCAGUGACGAUCCACUGCACCCACAAUUUACCCAAUGACAUUGAAAUAUUUACAGGGGCUAUAAAAGGAACAGAGGAGCUGUGCUUUUCUCAGUUUAACAGACACGAGUGGCUGGUGUUGAAGAAAUGUAAAGAAAGAAUACAAAUUAAUUGGAAUAGUGAGACCAGAGAGAUCUUCUUUUCACUGAUGAAGCUACAGAUAAAUGAUUCUGGACUUUACUCUUGUGAAGUGAAAAGAGCUGCACCUCCACCUGCACAAGUUUUCUCAAACAACAUAACUAUUUGUGUAACAGGUUAAUGAUCUCUGAAAAUACUUGAUAGAACUACAAUCUACAUGUAAAACCAUUAUGACCCUGUGAUCACAUGAUAUGUGAAUGCUACUUGCCUCCAAAUUGAAAAUAAUUUGUCUACAGUUUAAACUCUUUGUUUACACUAUUAUUUCUGCAUCUGCAACUUUCUGUUUGUGCAUCCAGCCCCUCCUGCAGUGUCUGUGUCUGAUGUAAAGGAGUCCAGUAGUGGACUUCCCAUG